AUGCAACUCUCAUUCGACCCACUCCAGAUCCUCAACAGCGCCAUGUCUUCAGCAGCCCAGAUACCCGUAACGGCAUCCUCACCAGCCGCACAGACCUUGCCGAUCGAUACCGCGGACGGCGCGCCGACACCCUCGGGUCCGUCAUCUCCACCUCCUGUCCUCACUUUCCCAGUCUCAGCUCCAGCCUGGGCCAAGGAGAACACUUCGCUCACACUCUCCGACUCGUCCGAGGCGAAAAUGACCCGCUGGGCUCAAGGGUGCCAGGCGAUCUUUGCGGGGUUUGUCGUAUCGGCCCACCUUCAGCAUCUCAGCCCUACGAUCGCCAAUUUUGGCGGGACGGCGCAGAUGGAGAUGAUCCGCUCGACGCUGGAAUGUAUCCAGGACGAGAUGGACAACAGGAGGGAUGAGGGGAAAGGAAAUGGUACUGGUGACGGUGCAGUAGCUGCGGUCUCGGCGUCAGCGCCGCAGUCUGAUUUCGCGGGUAGGUCAGAGUCAGCUGGUGUUGGCGCGGUCGAGACUGCCCAGGAGGGCACGAGGGCUUUGGAGACGCUUCACGCGGUAUUGAGCAGGCCAGACAAUAGAUACACUCGAGCCAUCAGUCCGCCGAUCCCGGGUGCGAUCCGGCCUACACAGCUGCAGCUGCGCGUUCAAGCAGAGGAGGCAAGAUCAGUGCCGGCUCCGGAGCCCGAAGAGCGCGCCCAAGCCCAAGUCCAAGUCCACGCACAGGCACCGACAUGGCCAGAGCAGGGUGAGGGCGGUGACGGUGCGCGUGUCAAAGUCAGCGAGAUGGAGGAGGGGGCGGGGAUCCGGAUCUUGGAGCAGGAAUGGAAAUUGACGGGGAAAGGGCCCGGGGCCGGGGCUAAAGUGUUUGAUGUGAGGCAGGACGGACGGAUCGCACCUCCUCAUCAGGGGGCGGCGAAGUGGUGGAAUAUGUAG
Dioszegia hungarica is the source of this 936-nucleotide messenger RNA. RefSeq lists its product as uncharacterized. Lineage: Eukaryota; Fungi; Basidiomycota; Tremellomycetes; Tremellales; Bulleribasidiaceae. The transcript has 3 exons. The coding region runs from base 1 to 936 and encodes 311 amino acids. The record is from RefSeq and is a predicted model, not a curated record.